AUGAGCCAUUAAGGAGUAUAGCCUAAGAAAUACUAAAAUAAUGAGCACCUUAUUGCAUAAUUGAUAAAAUAAUUGAUUUUAUUUGGAAAUUUUCUUAAAAAAAAGCAUUUAAGACUCCUGAGAAAAUCACAAGCAUCACAAAAUUAGAGUAGGCGAGGUUUAUUAAAUAUAAAGAUAUUGUAGACCUUUCUCCUAAAAUAUCUAACCCAAAGAAAAAUACUAAAUCAAGGAGAAGUAAGGGGUAAACUCUGCCAAAAAGUUUUGUAGCAACAAUACCAUUAAAAGAAAAUUUCAGCUCUGAAAAAAAAUAGUAAAUAAAUCCAACUUGUAAGAUAUCCAUAACAAAAAAUAUCAAAUUAGAAAUACUGA
Messenger RNA from Tetrahymena thermophila SB210, 369 nucleotides. RefSeq lists its product as hypothetical. The record is from RefSeq and is a predicted model, not a curated record. Lineage: Eukaryota; Ciliophora; Oligohymenophorea; Hymenostomatida; Tetrahymenidae. The transcript has a single exon.